GCGCUGCAGCCUACCCUGGUAACUUCCUUUAUUAAGGAACACGUCAUGUACUGAGCUCUCAGUCUGUGCCACGCACGCUACUUCGCUUCUGCUGGAAGGAAAACACUCACGGAUGACCAUGAUGCUGCGUGUGUGUGUGCUGCUGGUGGUUCUCGCGCUGACUGCCGGAGAGGAGGGUGCACGACUUUUGGCAUCCAAGUCCCUGCUAAACCGCUACGCUGUGGAGGGCCGAGACCUCACCCUGCAGUACAACAUCUACAAUGUGGGCUCCAGUGCUGCCCUGGAGGUGGAACUUUCUGAUGAUUCUUUUCCUCCUGAAGACUUUGGAAUUGUGUCGGGAAUGUUGAAUGUUAAAUGGGACAGGAUUGCACCAGCUAGCAACGUGUCUCAUACGGUGGUGUUACGCCCCCUAAAGGCAGGGUACUUUAACUUCACCUCAGCUUCUGUCAGCUACGUAGCCCAGGAAGGAGGACAAGUUGUGGUGGGUUACACCAGUGCCCCUGGCCAGGGGGGCAUCUUGGCCCAGAGGGAGUUUGACCGGCGUUUCUCUCCUCACUAUCUGGACUGGGCUGCCUUUGGUGUGAUGACUCUGCCUUCUAUUGGAAUCCCUCUGCUUCUCUGGUACUCCAGUAAGAGGAAAUAUGACUCGCCAAAAGCCAAGAAGAACUGAGGACCAGUUCCUGGUUUUGAGGGAUAGAGUGUCGGGACCCGGCCCAUACCUAAACGAAAAGUGGAAAUGGACAGUACCAAGGAAAAUAACAGCAGAACAUCAGAAUAAGAAGCCUAGGAAGUAAAGGGGGGAGUGGAAAUGAACAAAUUUCCAAAAAACAGCACAUCUGUGGUUGCUACUUUUCCAGCUAUGUAAAAUCGUGUAUUGUCAAUUUUUGUAAUCUGAAUUUAAUGUAAAAAUUCCAGAAUGUUCAGUUACAGAUAUUUGUUUUUUCUUCUAAUGGCGCCUGCUUGUUUCUGUUCAUCAGCUUCAAAAUAAGAUUCAGUUCCAAUCUGAAAAUAAGAUUCAGUUUGACCUUCAUAAUGUUCAGAUGGCUGAGUUGUUGGCUUGCUUUGUCCAGGCUUACAGCAGUAUAAAAAGUUCUUUAUUGAGCAAAGGUUUUUUUAUUUGGAAUAUUUUUAACCAGUAUGGUGAGUUUGGUUUACUACACUGUCCACUAUUGAGAGGAUCUUCAAAAAUGUCCCCAGGACAAGAUGAGGUUUUCAGUUUUAUCAGCAUUCUGCUGUUAUCUUCAUUAUGAACAAUUCUAGGUAAAUACAAUCUGAUGUGAAAUUUCUUUUUCUAGUUUUGGAAAAGAAGUAAAACUGAAUUGUCAACAUUAAGAUCUUCAUGACGUUCCCACCAUGCAAGGGAGGAAAUGCUUUUGAACUAUGAAUACAGAAAUACAUUGACAUGUUUAUAGCAUUCACAAUUUUCA
Molecule: messenger RNA, 1427 nt
Organism: Gambusia affinis (western mosquitofish)
Lineage: Eukaryota; Metazoa; Chordata; Actinopteri; Cyprinodontiformes; Poeciliidae
Gene: ssr2
Product: signal sequence receptor, beta
Exons: 6
Coding region: 113-670 (185 amino acids)
Cellular component (GO): endoplasmic reticulum; membrane
Source: RefSeq, a predicted model, not a curated record